UCCGCAGGGCUGCAGGCGGCGUCCUCUUGCCAGCGCAGGAGCGGGGCUGGACGCGGGGCCUGGGCGCGGUGCGGGGCCACCCUGCUCCGCUCCUCGGUGCUGCCCCGCGCUCUGCGCCCACAGGUGAGUCCCCGCGCGGGCUGCCGCCUCCCAGGACCGAGGGUGUGGCUGUGCCUGAGUGGGCCAGAACCCCCAGGGAGAGUCAGUGAAAGUGGCGAGAAAUUGGACGUCCGUGUUGGCUCCAUAGUUCUGAUGGAUGAUGGCAGGAAGAGUGAAGUGGGUCACUGACAUCGAGAAGUCAGUGCUGAUCAAUAAUUUUGAAAAGAGAGGAUGGGUCCAGGUGACGGAGAGCGAGGACUGGAACUUUUACUGGAUGAGCGUGCAGACCAUCCGAAAUGUCUUCAGUGUGGAAACGGGCUAUCGGCUCUCGGACGAUCAGAUAGUCAACCACUUUCCCAACCACUACGAGCUGACCCGGAAGGACCUGAUGGUGAAGAACAUUAAACGGUAUCGGAAAGAGCUGGAGAAGGAGGGGAGUCCCCUGGCGGAGAAGGACGAGAACGGGAAAUACCUCUACCUGGACUUCGUCCCGGUCACCUACAUGCUGCCCGCCGACUACAACCUGUUCGUGGAGGAGUUCCGGAAGAGCCCGUCCAGCACGUGGAUCAUGAAGCCGUGUGGCAAAGCCCAGGGCAAGGGCAUCUUCCUCAUCAACAAGCUCUCGCAGAUCAAAAAGUGGUCCCGGGACAGCAAGACGUCCUCGUUUGUGUCUCAGUCCACGAAGGAAGCCUACGUGAUCUCCCUCUACAUCAGCAACCCGCUACUGAUCGGCGGCAGGAAGUUCGACCUGCGCCUGUACGUCCUGGUGUCUACCUACCGCCCGCUGCGCUGCUACAUGUACAAGCUCGGCUUCUGCCGCUUCUGCACCGUGAAGUACACGCCCAGCACCAGUGAGCUGGACAACAUGUUUGUGCACCUCACCAACGUCGCCAUCCAGAAGCACGGGGUGAGUGUGGCUUUUCCCUCGAGCCUAAGGAAGCAGGAAGCGGAGUGA
Molecule: messenger RNA, 1054 nt
Organism: Myotis lucifugus (little brown bat)
Lineage: Eukaryota; Metazoa; Chordata; Mammalia; Chiroptera; Vespertilionidae
Gene: TTLL1
Product: tubulin tyrosine ligase like 1
Exons: 7
Coding region: 257-1054 (265 amino acids)
Biological process (GO): microtubule cytoskeleton organization; protein polyglutamylation
Cellular component (GO): cilium
Molecular function (GO): tubulin binding; tubulin-glutamic acid ligase activity
Source: RefSeq, a predicted model, not a curated record